UGGCUGACAAUUGCGGUGAAGAGUUGACACGCGAGUGCUCUACCUGGUCCGCGGGCGAUGCACAGUGGCUGGUGACAUUUUUCUCACCAUGAUGACCAAGCGCCUGAGGAGUCUCGACUCUCCAGCCCCACUCUCCGCCCUCCUGUACGACGCCGAGCCGCGAGAUUGGCCCGAGAGUGGCGAGAAGCUGGCGGAAAUGGUGCCAACGGACAAAUCAACAAGUCUCAAGGGUGCCAAAGAGUGUCAGGACGCCGAGGGGGAGCCCCAAGGAGCCGCGGAGAGCCGUACGGAGCUGAAGAGGCGUCACGAGGAGUGUGGGGAGCACGAGGCCAAUAACAACUGCAGCGAAGUGUGUUCUGCUGGCAAAAAAAUUAAAUACGACACGCACAGAGAGAAGAUGGUCGAGGCCUAUCAGCCCUGGGUCCUCAAGACGUACGGCGAUCUGGCGAAGACAAAGACAAUCACACUGCGCAAGCAGGCGAGGAUAAUAAAGGCCCUCAGUGGUCAGGAGACCAACAAUCCGGACAGCUCCAAAUUUAGGUUUUGGGUAAAGGCGAAAGGUUUCACAACUGAGCGCCCCGUUGACUUCAAAGGCGAUCUCAACUUGAAUAAGGACCUGGUGGAGAUGCCGAACAGGCACUGCCUGCUCUACGUCCCAAAUUUCACAAAGGAAAAUCCGCAGCUUUAUCGCCGUGUUGCCAUUGUGGAGUUGUUCUUCGACAUCAUCUUUGGCGUCCACGUUGGCCUGGGCGGUCGCUCUGGUCGACAUGCUGGCCAGAAGAGGACCUACAGAACUAUCACGGAAUCGUAUGCAUUUCUGCCUCGCGAGGCCGUCACAAAGUUCCUCUCUGGGUGUGUUGUGUGCAAAAAGCUGCCAACCCCCUACUCUCCACUCCGCCUGGACGAUGCCGAGAGUCCCAGCGAAUGUGAUAGUCCACUCCAAUCAGCGACAAAUUCGUCCGGCAAUCGAUUAUUAAUUAACAAUCAACCAGAGAUGCGAGAGAAUCGCGAUGUGGCUGAAAGUGAAAUGGAUGCAGAGCAGAAAUCAAGCGUUUCGUCAAGUGCAGUUCAACAGCCUAUCGAUUGGGAGGAGAGGAUUUCGGUGGAGUACAGAAAAGCGGAUCAACAGGAGAAAAACCACACGGUUCCGGACAAAGGCACUCCACUGGCAAUUCCCGCCAAUGGCUUGGCCGGCAUCGAAGGCUUCGGCAUCAACAGCAGUCAACUGUAUGAAUACUAUCAUCUACUGAAAGCGUUCUACGACGGCUCCAACCGACCGAAAACCCCCUCGGAUGCAACAGCGGCCCGAACAGAGCUCACCGACAAUUUUCCAGCGAAGCCGCCCAGCAUUGUGAUAAACCCACCGACACUUCCCACUAAUGAGAGGAGCACCAGCGCGAUGGCGAUUUCGUGCAAAACCACACCACCGAAGAAGCGAUACAAUAACUAUAGCCAAACCAGGGCGAAGAGCGAGGAUGAUAAAUUGCUGGAUUCGGCAAACUUUGUCCGACCUUCGAGGAUUUCCACGGCCAAUGUCAUGUCAACUUUGCGAUCAAAUGAUCCCAUCACGUCCACCUACUUGAAGCUAACUAGGAGCAUGGGCCUCAGCGACGAAGACGCUCUCAGGAUUGAUGACUUGGAGACUCCAACCAUCGCAACAACCUCAUCCGGUGGGUCGACCUCAACAUCGACAACUUCCAUUGCUGAACCGGGAGACGCUCACGCUGAAGAUCCCUACUCUGGACUUAUGAAAGAUGCUGAUAAACUAAAAUUAAUGCUUUUAGCGUGGAAUUAUCAAAAUUCCAAUGCAGCUCGAAAUGGCACCGAAGGACCCGAUUUAGCCAUGGUGGGUGGGCUCUGGGCACAGUAUCAAAAUGCAUUGGCCAUGAAUGGUAAACAAUUGUCGCCAAGCGGUCGUGUAGACCCAUCGAGUCCAGUGGAGAAUCAAGAUGAGACCAAUUCUUCUGGCCAAAAGGACGACGAUGAGCUCUCGGAGGAUGAUUCAGAGGACAGAAUAGAUGCAAACGCCCAAGAUCCAGAGCGCCUCAAGGCAUUCAAUAUGUUCGUUCGGCUGUUUGUGGAUGAGAAUUUGGAUCGCAUGAUUCCCAUUUCGAAGCAGCCCAAGGAGAAGAUUCAAGCCAUCAUUGAUUCCUGCACUAGACAGUUUCCAGAGUUUGCUGAGCGAUCGCGCAAGAGGAUAAGGACAUAUCUCAAGUCCUGUCGCCGCAACAAGAAGACCCGCGACGGUUGGGAGAAUACUUCACGACCGACGCCAGCACAUUUGACAUCAGUUCAAGCAGAACAAAUAUUGGCAUUAGCAUGCGAAAACGAAAGUAUGAAUGCGAAACGGAUGCGUUUGGGCCUUGAACCGAUCAGUCAAAAUGUGACGCCCACUGUGAACACUACUGUCGACACUACAAUAGCCAACUAUUCAAUCAUGAAAACUGCUGCUGAAAAUGAUGCCAUAAACACGCCAUCGGCCUCUGUAUCCAUGAAGACAGCGGCCCCAGCAACAAGUGCUGCUGAAACUAAGACCAUUAACACCACGCAAAGUGAGAAUGGCAUCAGUACAAAUUCCUUGUAUCGUGCAGAUUAUAGCAACAAUUCAAGCCAAUACAAUGCCCGAACCAACAACUAUCCGAACUACUUCAACAACAACACACAAUCUAAUGUUCCCACGGAUUUAUCAAUGAAGCAGACACAGAGACCGCCAAUUCUGUCGCACAAGCUGAAUGCCACGGAAAUGAACGCUGUUCGCCAGUUGGUCACCGGCUACAGGGAAAGUGCAGCCUUCCUCUUGCGAUCGGCCGACGAACUGGAGCAACUCCUUCUGCAGCAGCAGCAGUGAAUCUCACAAGCGCACAUUUUAUGAUAACAAUCCAAAUUUUAACAACGGGUAUUGAUUAACGAAAGUGAAGAAAAAAAUUAGCUUACAUGUAACACGUAUUGAAUAUUUAUAUAGAUAAGGUAGGACUUUUUUGUUUUAUCUUUCUCUGUUUCGCUUUCUUUUGCCAAAGUCAAUUUUUUUUGUUGUGCUUGAAAAUGUACAAAAGAAUUCCCAUGUAAAAUAUCUCACUACAGUUAGCGAGAAUGAUGAUAAUAAAAAUAGAUUUCGCUAAAUAUUUCACGAUGUAAAUCGUAUUUCAUAGUAGAGUUAAUAGAAGGAGAAAAAAUACGAAAAAAAAGUUUACUAAUUUCUCUCUCAAAAAUAAAAGAAAAAAUAGACAAAGUGUCAAAUUCUCCACUUUAUAAAGUAUACUAAUGAAUCUGUAUAUUUUACCAUUUAUUCAACAAACAUAAUUGAUGUUUCAGUGAAUUCAGUGUUUUUUCGAAUUAGUGAAAUUUUUGAGCACAUGAAUGUCAAAGAAUCUAAUCACCGUAUACGAUAUCUCACUGUUAAAUGAAUGAAGAAAAAAUUGGAAUUCUUUUGUAUUCACAAUAUAUGCUUAUUUUUAAGAUGGUGGAAAAGAGUCAAGAAGAAAACUUUGAAAAACCUAUUGAUAUUUGUAAUAUGAUACAGGGUGAUAAUUUCUCAUUGAGUAAAUUGUAGUGCCAUUUGAUUUCUCAAAACUGUUUUGUCGCAUUUUUGUACAAUUUGAUGAUGAGGAAAAAAAAUGUGGAAAUAAUGUUCGCCAAAGAAAUAAUCUUUGAUAGUUACCAGUGAAAAAGAAUGGCUACACUAUUUUUCUAUAUAUGAUAAAUUAAACAAGUAUAUAAGUUGAAAAAUAAAAUUGAAGAGAAUCAUAGAGAUUAUACCUAUUUGACGACGAAGAUGAUAAAUGAAUGUAAAAUCCAGUUAUAGCAAGAAUGAGUAUUUGAAACGCCAAUGGAAAUAAAACUUGAACUUUUGAG
Molecule: messenger RNA, 3852 nt
Organism: Phlebotomus argentipes
Lineage: Eukaryota; Metazoa; Arthropoda; Insecta; Diptera; Psychodidae
Product: nucleolar protein 4
Exons: 13
Coding region: 92-2848 (918 amino acids)
Source: RefSeq, a predicted model, not a curated record